Microdochium trichocladiopsis is the source of this 791-nucleotide messenger RNA. RefSeq lists its product as uncharacterized. NCBI's taxonomy places the organism in Eukaryota, Fungi, Ascomycota, Sordariomycetes, Xylariales, Microdochiaceae. The record is from RefSeq and is a predicted model, not a curated record. The transcript has a single exon. The coding region runs from base 238 to 711 and encodes 157 amino acids.
ACCUCUCGCAUGCUUGAUCACCUGCUAUCGAGUGCGAUAACACGGACAAGACCUCAUUUGGCGUUCACAGGCAAUUCAACGGCCGGCCGGAUCUUUCAUCCAUGUGUCAUCCGCGAUAUGCAAGAACCAUCGUCUCUCAGUUCUCGCAAUGAACAUUUACCAGGACUGAGCCGCCAGCACUACUGCUUGCCGAGUAAAUACCCAACUCAAAAUACAUAUCAACGAGAACUCCCUUGAAUGUCACUGAAAGAUGAUGACAUUAUGGGCAUGUCUACAGCUCUAUCUUCCAUUUUUCUUGCUGUCAAGGAUGCCACGAUGUCAUGCUUCGGACUACUUUCCACAAGGUCAACACAAGACACGCACGAUCUGACAAUCACCGCGGACCCUCGCCGGCAAAACCAACAGAAUAUCCGGUCAAGACUUGCUGAAGCAGACAAGACGAUAGACAACAACUCCCAACUGGGUUCUGGCGGACUGCAAGACAACAAUGGCGAUUUAUACGGACAAAAGGAGGCAUUUCCCUACCAGAAUCAAAUCAUUGACCAGAGCGAAGAAAAUAGCGAGUGCAAAGAUAUGCCGGAGACACCACCACGGCCGGCUUCACAAACCCUCUGGCGUGAGGAUCGUGCACGGCGACAAAGGCAUGAGGAACAGCGGUGGAGCUUGUUGAGCGACUUGCCAAUUGGGCAGUCUACACCUCGACGGAUGUGAUUUCAUGAAUGAGCGGCGAUCGCCGGGGUGUAUCAGUUGUACAGGUUGGACAUGGGCUUGACUUUCAUCGUCACGAAGCU